Molecule: messenger RNA, 1967 nt
Organism: Talaromyces stipitatus ATCC 10500
Lineage: Eukaryota; Fungi; Ascomycota; Eurotiomycetes; Eurotiales; Trichocomaceae
Exons: 2
Coding region: 81-1868 (595 amino acids)
Source: RefSeq, a predicted model, not a curated record
UUGUUUGCAGCCCCUACUCAAUUCUGACAGUGAGCACAGUCUCUUGGAGAGCCCUGCUUUAUAGCUGCCGUGCGACCUGGAUGGCGAAUUUCGCAGGUAGCUGUUACCGUCCACCAUCAGUCAACAUGAUCCUCUCCCAUCUCAGUCGGCCGUCGAUACUAUGCCAGUGCUCUCGUUGCUCCAGCUCUGUAGCAGCAUGCGAAAAUGAGUGGGCUAAGCUGUCCGACACGUACUCGACGGUGACGGGAUGGCUGAGUAUCGAUAGGAACCGGAUCAACGUCUCGUCAGAAAAGAAACAGAUUCCACAAUCAUCCGAGCUUGGAUUCGUCCGGGGUCGCGUGGUCCAGGACAUCGUGUGCAGACUAUGCCACCAGAAACUGGGCGGCCUUGUCCAUCUUGAAUCAGAUACGAAGGUAUUUUGGAAACUUUCGAAAAUGUCGUUUCGAGAGAUCAUAUCAAUGCGAGAGUCACAUCCACUGUUCGUCGAAGGCUCUCUAUCGUGGCUGCUAGCACCCGUCGAGCAAACUCCCGCCCCAAACGAAUCCGCAAACAAUACGCCCCUUUCCGCUACCCAUUCAGAAGCAAGACUGAGCCAGACUCUGUACAAUCAAGGCGCAAGUCUCAGCAGGAUUUCCAAUACCGUCGAGGAACUUCACGAUACAAUGGCAGAUCUCAAACAAUCAUUUAAAGCAUUACGUUUGGAGUUAAACACAACCCCUUCAGCCCGAAAUCCGGAAUAUCACGGGGAUGAGGCUAUGCAAAUGCUAAGGACAGUGCUAAAGGAACUUCAGUCCAAGUCCGACGAAAUAGAAAAGCUAAAAUUGGAGAACGAGUCGUUGAAGCUAAAGGCCCGAUAUUUGCAAGGCCGCCCGCUAAGUGCUGUACCAACGACACCUCGCAUGCUUGAAGAUGCUGCUAUGCCCGAGGAGCAAAGCCCAGGUUUUCUCAAUGAAAGCGGGAAAAGAGGGUUACUGGGAGCUAGUACUCAACUCCAAAUAGCAGAUUCAUUUGAGGACCAUGAACCAGCGAUGGAGCAUACGACGACUCCUGAGGUAGCUCAGCACACGACUGCUCCAGUGAAGGUACCCCUAAAACCAGCUGCGGACAUCUUAUCUGGCCCCAAACAACUCACACAACAAGAGCAAGAUCUAGCUGUUCCAACCGGAUUUAGGCGUCGGAGAGAAUCUGGCGAACCAGCUACCAAAAGACCCAGAAUUUCGUCGACGGAAGAUCCAGAGAGCUCCGAUACCAACGUUGAUGUUGAGUCACAUGUACCGCGUAAGAGAAGAGGCAGGCCAAGCGAGUCGCGCAGGUCUUUGCAAGCGGCUUCCCACCCACGAACACCAUCAACACUGUCAAUAUCCGAUCCAAGUACAAUCAACCAGCCAAAUACAGAAAUACAAACAGCAGACGAGAGGGUGACAGACCGCCCGGACAAUUCGGAGAAUACACAACCGGCAAGAAAACCAGGGAACCGUAGAUCGAGAAAGGUGACAUCACGUUCUAACUCGCAAGCGGCUUCACGAGCACGGUCCGCGUCUCCCAGGGUAACUCGCAACAGCGCCAAAUUAGUUGAAGAGAAUGGUGGUAAACAAGCCGAGAAACCGACUCUUGGGAACGAACCACCAGGUCGGAGGGGUGGUGGGUUUGAGAUUUUGGUGAAUGUAGCUGAAUUGACACCGGAGAGUGUUGUGAAUGAGAAUGAUCUGUUUAACCGCCUAGGACAUCCUCAGGAGGAGGAUGGGUCGGCAGGAAAUGUAGGAGAGAAGACUACUGAUGACAGCGAGCAACGCCAGGCUAGGGUUGCUGCUAGGGAAAUGAUAGUCAAAGCUGCCAUGGAAAGGGAGGAGGCCAUGGCUGAUGGUUAGAUUAGAGGGUUUAUAGAAACGUCACAUCGACGACCGGAGCGAACAUACAUUGCUCAUUGUAUUUUUCUUAUUCUAUAAGGGAUAAAUAUUUCUUCAUCA